Molecule: messenger RNA, 2474 nt
Organism: Caenorhabditis auriculariae
Lineage: Eukaryota; Metazoa; Nematoda; Chromadorea; Rhabditida; Rhabditidae
Source: the annotation of a GenBank genome assembly
AUGGCUUCGGUCCAGAUUCCUGGAAUCGGCGAGCCGUCAAUAACAACAGCCGAACCCGAGGAAAUAAUACUUCCAGUCGAAGAACAAGUUAAUAAAUUUAAUUUUUCAUUGUUUUAACAAUCCAAAUUUCAGAAAACAAGUUAUCGCGUCGUUGUGGACGUUGAUCGACAGGCGAUUUCGAUAGUUAGCUUGAGAAUUGGAGAAAUUAUCGACGAUCAUCGCUACAUUGAAAUUCAACCAUUGCCAGGUUCAAAAAUGCCCUAUUCUUCUAAAAAAAAUCUGGCUAAAUUCAGAAGAUCACUACCAGAGGAUGGGCGUAAGGGUAGAGGAGAUUGAUUACGAUGAAAAUUUGGAUAUUCGUAAGUUAAUAAAUAUAUUUUUGAACUAAUAAAAGACUAAAUUAAAGACUGCGACAUUUGCGACACUUUCUACCGUCCUUUCUGUCGGGAACACCCGCUUUUCAGUAUACCUGAUAAGAAUUACGUUAGUUUUCAUGAAAAAUAAAAUCAGAAUGAUUUUGUUUACAGUUGCCUAGUCCUAUCUUAACAAGAGCUCGUGGAACAAUGCCGCCAUUAUUUGAUAUCAAAAAAUCGAAAAUUCCCAAUGCUGGCCUUGGAGUUUUCGCCAAAAUGUUGAUUCCGGUUGGUUCCUUGGAAAAAUAUUAAAUUCCAUUGUUAAUUUCGAUUUUAAUUCUUAUUUUUACGAUUCGAAAGUUCUUUUUGUUGUGUUCAGAGGCGUAAAAAGUGUUAAAUUACUUGAAAUAAAAAAAUUUUCCACGCGGCCUUUAUUCACCUCUAUGAGGGUUUUUUUGAACAGAAAAAAAUAUUUUUUUCAAACAGGAAAAAAAUUUGAAUUCUAUUGAAAAAAAGCAGCCGAAGUUUGAAAAAAAUUAGAUGAAUUUCUUGGUUUCUGAUCAGUUUUUUUCACUCUUCUUCUAUCUUAUAUGUUCAUCUCCAAUCCCAAAAAAAUUGAAAAAAAUAUUGGAUUUCAUGUUUAUUUUUUUGAUUUUUGAUUGAUAUUUUUCACUGUUUGAAAGUUAUUUUUUUAUUGUGUUUAUGGCGUGAAAGUUUCGAAUUAUUAAAAAUAAAAAAUGUUUCCACGCGGCCUUCAAACGCCUCUAUGAGGAUUUUUGAACAGAAAUAACUCUAGAAACAGGAAAAAGCUCGGAUUUUAUUGAAAAAACAGCCGAAACUUGAGAAAAAUGAGACGAAUUGGUUUCUUACUGUUUUUUAUGUUCAUCCCCAAGCUUCAAUUCCAAAAAUUGAAAAAUUAUUGGAUUUCAUGUUUAUUUUUGAUUUCAAAUGAUAUUUUUACGAUUCAAAAGUACUUUCUUGUGUUCAGAGGCGUAAAGUCUUGAAUUAUCAAAAAUAAAGAAAAAUGUUUCCACGCGGCCUUCAAACACCUCUAUGAGGAUUUUUCAACAGAAAUAACUUUUAAAACGGGAAAAAGCUUGAAUUUCAUUGAAAAAGCAACCGAAACUUGAGAAAAAUAAGAUAAUUUCCUUCUGACAUGGUUUCUGAUCAGUUUUUCGUUAUUCUAUAUGUUCAUCUCCAAGUUGCAAACCUCCAGAUCGGAUUCGUUUUUGGCCCUUACGCCGGGGCUCGUCGAGAAACUGACACAGAAAUCAAGGUCGACGGUUACGCGUGGGAAAUCAACGACAAAGAAAGUGAGAAGAAAAUAUUUAUUUUUCCAUUAAAAAGUUUCCAGAAAAAUUUCUACGUUGACGGGGCCGAUGAGAAUGAAUCAAACUGGCUGCGGUUUAUAAACAGUCCUAGAGGUUUUUUUCAAAGAUUCUUCAUGAUUAAAAAAACAUAAUUCUAUUUCCAGGAGAAGAAGAGCAAAAAUUUGUUGGCUUUUUCAACUCAACGGAAAAAGUUUAUUAUCGCGUUAUUAUGCCCAUUAAGGCGAAAGACGAACUUUUGGGUAGGUUUUAAUGAUUAAAAAAACUUUUUGGAAUGAAAUUAUUAUUUGUGAAAAAUUGGAAGGAUUCAUGAGUUUCAGGCAAAAAAAUGCCAGUUUUCACGAAAUUUCUUGCCCAUUUUUUUGACCAAUUUUGAUAAUAAAUUACCAUAUAACUUGAAGAAAAUUCUUUAUUUUUUUAAUUUCAGAAAGUUCCAUACGCCGAUCUGUCAAAUAAAAAUUUUAAAAAAACCCCCCACAAAUUUCCGAAUAAAGUUUAAAAGCUGAAAAAAAUCAAAAAAAGGUGGUUAAAGUGGUUACUUAAGGGUUUUCAAAAGCCAAAAAAAAUUUCCAAGCAAAAAAUGGCAGUUCCAAAAUCACCUAUUAUCUUUUUUUAAUACUUGAAAAACCUUCCAAAUUUCCUAAUCAAAAAUUUCCUAAUGAAAAAAACUGAUCAUAAAUCAAAAAAAUUUUUUUUUGCAGUUUGGUACGGCGCCAAUUUCGGCCACAAGCUUCUGAAAGCCGUCCACAAGACUUCCAACGUCAAAAAAGCCAAAAAUCCAUUCAUUUACUAG